Trachemys scripta elegans is the source of this 3363-nucleotide messenger RNA. RefSeq names its product occludin (gene OCLN). Gene Ontology annotation, biological process: bicellular tight junction assembly. The record is from RefSeq and is a predicted model, not a curated record. The transcript is spliced from 9 exons. Bases 286 to 1836 code for a protein of 516 amino acids. Gene Ontology annotation, cellular component: apical plasma membrane; cytoplasmic vesicle; bicellular tight junction. NCBI's taxonomy places the organism in Eukaryota, Metazoa, Chordata, Testudines, Emydidae.
GCAGGGCAGCGGGAGCCGCUGGGCUGGUUUCCAGCCGGGCGGGGAGGGAGGAAUGGGGGAUGAUCGCUCCUAUCCCCUAGCCCCAGGUGUGCAGGCAGGGCGCAUGCACCGCGCCUGGGUGUGGCUGCUUGGCAGGGACGGGGGAGGAGGCGAUGCGGGCAGGCAGCUCCUAAUUGCAUAGCAGAGAGGUUGAAGAGCGGGAUCUGGCGAGUCCAGCUGGUGCGUGUGUUGCUGGCAUUAAGUUACCAAAAAUAAGUCUGAAUUUAGCGGCUAAGCACUUCAACUAUGUCAUCCAGACCUUUUGAAAGUCCUCCACCUUAUCGACCAGAUGAAUUCAAACCUUCUCACUAUGCACCAAGCAACGUUACAUAUGCUGAGGAGAUGCGCUCUCAGCCUAUGUACUCUCAACCAGCAUAUUCCUACUAUCCAGAGGAUGAAGUGCAACACUUCUACAAAUGGACUUCCCCUCCAGGAAUAAUAAAGAUCAUGUCAGUUCUCAUUAUAGUGAUGUGUGUAGGCAUCUUUGCUUGUGUUGCUUCCACAUUGCCUUGGGAUCUAGAAUUCUAUGGAAGUUCCUCUUUGGGAUCUGGUGUAGGAUAUCCUGGAUAUGGUGGUUUUGGAGGCAGUUACAGUGGCAGUUACGGUUAUGGCUCCGGAUAUGGAUAUGGUGGAGCCUAUGGCAUUGGAGGAAAUUACAUUGAGCCCCGAGCUGCUAAAGGCUUCAUACUUGCAAUGUCAGCUUUUUGCUUCAUUGCUGGAAUGGCGAUUUUUAUAAUAAGUGUUACCAACUCAAGCAUGUCCAGAACAAGAAGAUAUUAUCUAAUUGUGAUAAUAGUAAGUGCUAUCCUUGGCUUCUUGGUAUUCAUUGCAUCCAUAGUGUAUGUACUGGCAGUAAACCCAACUGCACAAGCUUCAGGAUCAGUGUUCUACAAUCAACUUGUUGCUCUGUGCAGCCAAUAUUAUGCCUCUACAAAUACAGGAAUCUUUGUGAAUCAAUACUUGUAUCACUACUGUGUGGUAGAGCCUCAAGAGGCUAUUGCUAUUGUGUUGGGAUUCUUGGUUAUUGUGGCUCUUGCCAUAAUCAUAUACUUUUCUGUAAAGACCCGAAAUCAGAUGAAUUAUUAUGGUAAAAUGAACAUUCUCUGGGAUAAAGCAAAGGUUUAUGAAGAAGAUCCCCCCAAUGUAGAAGAAUGGGUAAAAAAUGUAAAUGCAGAACCUGUAGUGGACUACCCAGAUCGAGUUGCCAGUUCCAUGGUUUACUCUGUUUCUGAGAAAGUUAACGAAAAUCGAGUUUAUACAGACACCUACAGAGCUAUGCCGGAGUCUGAAGUUGUUAUUCCGUUAAUGAAGGACCUCACACAGUCAAAUUAUACUGGUAACAGUAGUUAUGAUGGAUCGACUAAGGAACCACCACAAAAGAGAAGAGCAGGAAGACGGAAGAGAACCAACUCUGAUAACUAUGAUGCAGAUUACACCACUGGAGGGGAGUCUUGUGAUGAGCUGGAGGAGGACUGGGACAGGGAAUACCCACCAGUAACAACAGAUCAACAAAGGCAAGCAUAUAAGCGAGACUUUGACUCUGGAUUACAAGAAUAUAAGAGUUUGCAAGCUGAACUUGAUGAAGUCAGUAAAACACUCUCUCGACUGGAUAAAGAGUUGGAUGACUACAGUGAAGACAGUGAGGAAUAUAAGGUUGCUGCUGAUCAGUACAAUAGGAUGAAGGAUAUAAAAGCAUCAGCAGACUAUAAGAACAAAAAGGCACAGUGCAAGAAACUGAAGAGUAAACUGUCGCACGUAAAAAGGAUGGUCAGUGAUUAUGACAAUCGGAGAUCAUAGAGGAGAAAAGAAGGAAACAAUUAGAAUCAUUAAAUAGGUUAUGUCCAGUUUUGUAACAAUGGGAUAUAAAAUGGCUUUGGUUGCAGCUGAGAAGCAAAACCCCUUUUGUCUUAUUGGUUAAAAAACAAACAAAAACCCACCCCACCAACAGCCUCAGUUUUAGUUACCUCAAUGUAACAAAUUUUGAUACCUUGUUUACUAUCGAGUACAGCCUCUAACAAACCAGACAAGGAAUCUGUUCCAUUUUGAAGCCUGGCAUUUUUGCCUGGGAACAAUUCAGGUCCAAGGUUUGUUAUCUAAAAGUUUGACUUAUUUAGUAUUAAGUUGCAGACUUCUCUCUCUCUUCCUCAACAGUGGUUGAGGACUUUAAAUAUUAUUGCCCUUGUCUGCAUAUUGACUCAUUCCCCAGCUUUGUUCUCUACUCCACAUGGUAUGCCCUAAUUUUGAAAAGCAGUUUCCAGAUAAUGCAGCAUCUCUUCUGGCUCCUAAUUGCAACACAUUUGGAUCUGUGUUGCUUACAUAAACAGUAAGCUCUGGGGCCUUAAAAAUUUCACUUCUGCAGUGUGCAUUAUAUCCCACUGUAACCACUCCAUUCGUAGGGUCAUGAUUAAUCAUUUGUUUAGGAAUGAGUUCAGUUGCACAAGUAAGUGUAUUAGAGACCAAUGUAGUGUGUAACUAAUGAAAACGUGAAAUUAAAUGUGAAUAUAUUUGCUUUUUUUAAAAGCAAUCUACAUUUGUAUUUUAGAUUUUUUUUUUUUUAUUGUACAGGCAUGUAUUUAGAAUAACCAGUUAAUCUUUUUAUGGCUUACAUAUGAUUUGUAACUGUGUGACUAUGUGCAGAAUCUGGAUGUUCCUGUGAGCAGUUGUCUUCUGCUAAAUAUGGUUUAUUUAGCAGAACUAAGUCAAUCCAUUGUCUGAUGCAAUUAACUUUGACCAUUUUUUUUAAACAGCCAAAAUGUUUUGAUCAUUGUAAUUAAAAUAGUUCGGUAGGGGCCUAAAUAAACUAAAACCAAAGUGAAGUUCGGUGGUUUUAAUAAAGUUCUGAAUCUUCCUUUUUUAGGCUUAAUUCCCAUGCUAGCUGCUAAUUUUUUGUUUUGUUUUUAAAUAUUCUCUUAAAAGGAAGAGGAAGUGACUCUUCAUGGAAAUUCCAGAACACUUUAUACCUAAUAAAACAAUAUUUUCUGUAAGUUGCACCCUUACAUUUUUGAUGUGAUACUUAAAUUGUCUGUGGUAUAUAGUUUUUUUUUUUUUUAAGUAAAUCAUUUUUCACAUUAACUGCUCUUAAAGGGUAAGCAAGUUUGUGCUUCUAAAAACAUAUUUAGCCUAUGUUACUGAAUACCUUCAAUAAAACCAUUUUACAACAAAUCUGAUUUUACUUUUUUUUCCUUCUGCAUUUCACACUGUUUGGAUGAUGUAAAUAGAUUAGUCCUCUUAGUCAAUUUGACUCUCAUUCUCAUGUGCUGGACCAAUGCUAAUAUAUUUGGGUUGCAAAUAGUACAAGGAAAUAAUGUGGGUUUCUUUUAAUCU